Molecule: messenger RNA, 1811 nt
Organism: Schistosoma margrebowiei
Lineage: Eukaryota; Metazoa; Platyhelminthes; Trematoda; Strigeidida; Schistosomatidae
Source: the annotation of a GenBank genome assembly
ACAUUAAACUGAAUGUUAUAUAUAUGUGUAUUAUUCAUUGUCAUUUAUCUUUAUUGAAUUCAGUUGUUGUAAAUUCAUUUCAUUCGGUUACUUUGGUAAACAAACAAUAAUUGUUAGUGAUGAAUAUGAGGAUUUUUCCUGUGUAUAUUAUAUUUACAUGUGAAAUAAUUUUAGUUCAUAAUCUAUUUAGUCCAUUACAAAUACAAAAACGUGUAAUUAAUGGUCAAAAAGCAGAAAAAUUAGAAUAUCCAUGGGCUGUAUCUAUAAAAGGUACAAAUCCUAUAUUCAAACAAAUCACAUAUUGUGGAUCAACAUUUAUACGAGAUCGUUGGUUGCUUACUGCUGCUCAUUGUUUUUGGGCUGGAUCAUGGAGAAAAUCCCACCUUUUGGAUCCAAGUAACUGGCAUGUUCAAGCUGGAAGUAACGUGAUUGAAUUAGGUGAAGAACAUGGAUAUAGAGGACAUGUAUUAAAACCAGGUACAAAUGGACGUCAAACUAUUAUAGCUACUUUAAUCAAAAGGUUAAUUGAUAUUUUCUCCAGUAGUUCAAAAGACAGACAAGGAGCUGUUUGGCAUACACAUGUAAAACAAAUUAUACUUCAUCCAAAUUAUAGACCAGACGAUCUAGAAUAUGAUCUAGCUUUGCUCGAAUUAGAAACACCCUUGCCGUCGGAAGAUCCAGGGGUUCAACCUGCUGAAUUACCACCUAGUGAAAAUUAUCUUGCUUGGCCACCUGAUCAUGCUGAUUGCAUAUUUGUCGGAUGGGGUUGUCGUGUAAAAAAUGGUAAACCAUCAGCACAGGCUCAAGCUGUUCAUUUGUUAACACUAAAAAAUCAGGACUGUUCGCUAAUGUAUGGCAAUGCCGCAGGCUUAAACGAUCAACAUGAGUUUUGCGCUGGUUAUUACCAAGGACGAGUAGGAAUAUGCUCAGUAAGCCCUAUAACUAAUAUUUGUUCUUCAACUGAAUUGCAAAAUAAUUUUUGUGAUUAUGAAAGUCUAGUUUCAGUCGGUAUGUUUGGGAAUUCGCAUACAUCUAGUCAAGACUGUUUCUACGAGAAUUACAGAUUCAGAAGUUUUCUAUUUGAUUAAAUUGUAUUUUGUAAGACGGAUUUUAUAAUGUAACUUUACAAAUGAGAUAGAGAUUAGUAUUAUAUCCCUAAGCAAAUUCAAAAUCAUAAUAACAAAACUAACGAUGCCAUCAUGAUGAUGUUCAAAUAUUUAUACAUCAUCUCCCAAUGGUAUCAUUGAUCAGAGCACGAAUAACGAAAUUUGAAGAAUAAAUUAAAUCUGUUACGUUUCGAUAUUUUUCGCUAGCUGUGAGAAGCCUACAUUUGAAACAACUGAUAUUGAUAGGGAUAGACUUGUGAAAAAUGUGGAUCAUAAGAAAUCUAUUGUGAAAUACUUAAAGAAUGAACUAAAAUUGAAGUGUCCAGCCCUCAGUAAAAAUAUCUCUUCAUCUUUUCUACGUUGAAAUGAGAUAUCAAUUAAAGAAAUUACUAAAAAUAACCUUACUUGUAACAUUAAUGGAUUAUUUUUUGCAAAUGAAUGUAUAUCAAUACUUAAGAGUUCACCUUCAUCAGUAUUUGCAAACUUUAUGAAAAAUGUAUAUAACAAUCACUGAGAAUAGUUUCACUAUACUGUACUUUACAGUUAUAUUUGCUGAAGAAAUAAAGUGAGACCACCAAAGCAUAUGAUUACUAAGCAAAUGUUUGGUUUUUAUUGUGACAAAGCUAGGUAAGCUUUUGCAUAAUAAAAAGUGCUACGUAUCUUAUGUAAAUAUUUUUUCUGCAGCAUUUUAGGAAUAAAAUAAAC